UCAUCCGGAGCACCAUAGGUUCACCAAGAAUCACUGUGCGCUCACGAGCAUCGUCAACUAGAGAUUAAUGUUUUCCACAUUUGGACAAAUUACUUGAGGGCAAUUACUUACCCUCUUCCCAUUGGACAAUCAAACCACGUGUGACCAACGCAAGCGCGGUAUCCUGUUUUACGAACAAAGUAAACACACUUUUUUCUGAAUAUAUGCUACGCAACAUGCGCAUGGAUGAACACACAACCGGAUUAUUUAACGACAGUUGUGCUUGCCCGCCAGUCUAACUGCGCCUGAAGCCGAGUGACGAAUACUUUGCCCUCUUCAAAUGUCCUUGUCAGCUACUACAAUACGCUAUUGAAUUCUCCCCCAAAAGAAGCAUUGAUCCGUGAAUUUCAUUGAUCCUUUGGAGUUUGCAUUCCACACGUGUGUAAAAUGUCAGCAGAGGAAGAGAAACUGACACAAAAACCUCCCAAUAACUCCGUCCCAGAUGGGCAACCACAAGUGGAUGUUGUGGGUAACAGACGUGUGCGGGUACGCCUUCCGGGAUGGCAAGUUAAACUGCUCUGCGUAGUUGUGGCUAUUCUCGUUGUAUUGUUGCUUGUGCUCACGGGACUUGCCAGUUACUACGGAGCUGCAUAUCAAAGGUGCGAGAAAGAUUCAUGGGAUAGCGCAUUUGAGUUUGGAGAAACUCUGGAUGAGGGCGCACGGAAACCGGCUGCAGUACGAAACGUCCGACUACCGUAUGAUGUGUUGCCACGGUUCUACAGCCUCCGGUUACAAGUCCGUCUGCACAAAGAUGACACACCAAGGUUCUGUUUCAACGGAUCGGUUGUCAUUAAAAUCUAUUGUACCAGCAGCACGGACUCGAUAUUCGUCCAUGCUUUUCAUAAUCUGAACGUGAGCUUGGAUCUCAUAAAGGUUGAAACGCUCCUAGAUGAUGACUCUGAGGGUUCCAACGUACAAAUCAAGAAGAUAACCUAUGAUAACGAUCUCCAGUGGUAUCACAUUUUGCUUCAAUCGAAGCUGGAAGCUGGACAGUUUUAUCGAGUCACAUUUGGGCAGUUUUGGUCUCCCCUACAAACCGAACUCAAGGGUUGGUACUUGAGCUCGUAUGACGAAGGAAACGUAAAAAAACAUCUGGCAACUAGUCAACUUCAACCCACUGAUGCGAGACGAGUGUUUCCGUGUUGGGACGAACCGGCGUUCAAGGCCCAAUUUCAGGUCACCCUAAUACGUAAUAAAGACUAUCAUUCUUUGUCAAACAUGGGACUUGAAAAAACAAUAUCAUUGGGCAACAAUUGGUACGCGGAUGUCUUCUAUCCAACCGUUAACACAUCAACGUACGUCCUGGCUUUCGUUGUCUCCCAGUUUGCCCCACUUUCUUCAAAGGAUUCAAGAGGGAGAAACUUCACGGUUUGGGCACGUCCGGAUGUGAUACAUAUGGCACAAUAUGCUCUGGAAACUGGAAAGAAGAUCAUUCACUUUUUCGAAAACUAUUUUGAGGUCCCUUACCCGCUGCAGAAGACAGAUAUGAUCGCCGUUCCAGACUUUGCAGCGGGAGCAAUGGAGAACUGGGGAUUGAUGAUCUAUCGAGAACCGACCAUGCUUUGGGAUCCAGAAACUGGGACCGCACACAGCCAACAAAAAGUGGCCACUGUCAUAUCCCAUGAAAUCGCCCAUCAGUGGUUCGGAAACUUGGUAACGCUGACCUGGUGGGAUGACUUAUGGCUGAACGAAGGAUUUGCCAGCUUUGCGGAUCGGUGCGGUGUUCACCACGUCCAUCCCAAAUGGGGCAUGCAAGUGGCCAGAAGUUUUCCCAUGAAGGCAACAAAGACCACAGCAACCAUUAAAAUGUUGCAGGAAGUCUUCAAUCGUUUUGGCUAUCCUGAGAAGCUCGUAUCUGAAAACGGGACACGGAUCACGUUGUUCCAAUUCGCGGACUGCUGUCUUGCCAGGGGGACUGAACACGUUAGACCGCCCCCAUAUCAUCCACAAUCAAACGGCAUGGCAGAACGACUCGUGGAUACUUUCAAAAGAGAUUUGCUUCAGGAGGAAGGGGAAGGAACCACGGGAAACAUCCUACAACAAUUCCUCUUAAUGUACCGCCUGACUCCAAAUCCUUCCACAUUGGAGGGCAAAUCGCCUGCAGAGACACUACUCUACCGACCUCCUUGA
Opisthorchis viverrini is the source of this 2169-nucleotide messenger RNA. RefSeq lists its product as hypothetical. Gene Ontology annotation, cellular component: cytoplasm. Gene Ontology annotation, biological process: DNA integration; peptide catabolic process; proteolysis. The transcript has 9 exons. The record is from RefSeq and is a predicted model, not a curated record. Bases 427 to 2169 code for a protein of 580 amino acids. NCBI's taxonomy places the organism in Eukaryota, Metazoa, Platyhelminthes, Trematoda, Opisthorchiida, Opisthorchiidae. Gene Ontology annotation, molecular function: zinc ion binding; peptide binding; metalloaminopeptidase activity.